AUUCAAAACACUCCACGCACCCCCUAACCUAACACCCUAAGAGUGCAAAUAAAAAUUUGAUUUUUGGCUUGUGAACGAUAGUUUGCAGAGGUAGUAAAAUUGUCAUCAAUGGCAGCACGAGUCGGAGAAGGGCAAAGAAGAGGAGGAGGAAGGCCACUUCCGCCGUCGGCAAGAGGACCUACUGGUCCUCCUGUUCAUGGUAAACCCGGACCUCGAUUUGAACCAGUCGACCGCGAAAAGACUUGUCCAUUGCUACUUCGAGUUUUUACCAAGAUUGGUGGUCAUCACAACCAGGCAGACUUUGCAGUGAGAGGUAAGGAACCUAAAGAUGAAGUCCAGAUAUACACAUGGAUGGAUGCUACACUUCGUGAGCUAACUGAUCUGGUAAAGGAGGUAGCACCAGAAGCUAGAAGAAGAGAUGCAAUGCUGUCAUUUGCUUUUGUAUAUCCUACCAAAACUGGUCAUUUUACAGUCAAAGAGGUUGGGAAAACCUUGUCUUAUCCGAAUGCAAGACGACCAGACGAUGGCAGCAAGGCCCUCGGCAGCCUUAGCUUUGAGAUUGGAGAUUACCUAGAUGUCGCAAUUCUUUAGAUUAUCAUGGUUUUGUGGUUUGGUUUGGUUAAGAAGAUUAAACCAUUGGAAGGGUAGUUUUGUAAUUUUGCUUGCGGUCAACUAAAACCCUAUUUACAUGGAUAUCUUUAAAACCCAAUGUUUUAAUUUGUUUUUUUUUUUUUCCCUGUCAUUUUGUGGUCGGCCUUGUUGAAAAGAGACAAAAGAAGUCUUAUCGAUGUCUUUUAUGCGUGUUGAUGGAAUUUAAUGUGCUUGAGUUGUAAUAAAAUGUAUAUAAACAAAAUCAAACCCUAUGAAAAUAUGGAUAAGUUUGAUUUUCCUUGUUGCAUGGAGAUGAUGUGUUUAUAAUUUAUAU
Messenger RNA from Lactuca saligna, 925 nucleotides. The record is from the annotation of a GenBank genome assembly. NCBI's taxonomy places the organism in Eukaryota, Viridiplantae, Streptophyta, Magnoliopsida, Asterales, Asteraceae.